AUGUCGUCAAGUAAAGCAUCGCGUUUAGGGGAGGAGACGCGGAUGGACAAGGUCAACGCCGAGCUCGUCGUCCUGACUUACGGCACUAUCGUCGCCCAGCUAUGCAAGGACUAUGACUACGACUACAUUGAAGUCAACAAGCAGCUUGACAAGAUGGGCUACAACAUUGGCCUGCGUCUGAUCGAAGACUACCUCGCUAAAUCCAACACCGUCAGGCGAUGCGCUAACUUCCGCGAGACGGCCGAGAUGAUAGCCAAGGUUGGCUUCAAGAUUUUUCUCAAUAUCACCCCGACUAUCACAAAUUGGACGAGCGACGGCAAGCAAUUCUCGCUAGUGUUUGACGAAAACCCCUUGGCCGACUUUGUCGAGCUGCCCGACGACGGCCGCGCCCAAGACGAGCUGUGGUACUCCAACAUCCUGUGCGGCGUCAUAAGGGGCGCCUUGGAAAUGGUGCAGAUGCAGGUAGAGGCGCACUUUGUCAGCGACGUGCUCCGAGGAAACGAUACAACGGAGAUGCGAAUCUCGCUAAUACGCUACAUCGACGACGAACUGCCGCCAGAGGACGACUGA
Thermochaetoides thermophila DSM 1495 is the source of this 570-nucleotide messenger RNA. RefSeq lists its product as uncharacterized. Gene Ontology annotation, cellular component: TRAPP complex; cytosol; cis-Golgi network membrane. The record is from RefSeq and is a predicted model, not a curated record. Gene Ontology annotation, biological process: endoplasmic reticulum to Golgi vesicle-mediated transport; intra-Golgi vesicle-mediated transport. NCBI's taxonomy places the organism in Eukaryota, Fungi, Ascomycota, Sordariomycetes, Sordariales, Chaetomiaceae. The transcript is spliced from 3 exons. The coding region runs from base 1 to 570 and encodes 189 amino acids.